GGGCAAGUUUGUGAUUCUAAAUGCAAAAUUUCUCCUGCUAAUUGAGAUUGAAACCGUGAAAAGUGCGGUUUUUGCCUUCCCACAAGGAAGCGCAUAACAACGAUUGGCGUAAGGGGUGUGAAAACUGUGUAGUGUGUGUGGGUGUAGCGAGAAAGUUUAAAAUUGUAGAAAAAUUUCGAUGCUUGUGAAGAACGCACUCCCGUGAGCAACCCCACAGCCAAAGAAAUCGAUAUACAACUUUCCAUUGAAUCGUGUCCUGCGCAUGGUGGUCCUGUGUGUAGGCUGCUGUGUGAGCUUCUAUACCCUUCAAGAAAUAGAACUCCCGAAGCAGACCAUCCUGCUGGGGGGAGCUAUAUGCCCCAGUGGUGUAAGGUGUGAUAUCAUUUCCUUCCAAUUGCAGCAGCCCCAUCGGCCUUGCUGCUGCUGCUCCUGCUGCUGCCAGUCUGAAUGAGCAGUAAUACCGAGUUCGGGUGACGGUGAAAAUAUUUGAAAAAUACAAAGUGAAAAGAAGGCCGUGCAAAAGCAAGAAAAAAGUUACUGCGCCUACUACGCGAGUGUUGGCAGUGCGAAAGAAUAUUUCUGCACGGGAGUGUCUCGGGUCGGGCCUUAGCGUUCGCGAACAGAAAACAGUGCAUGGAUAUUGUUUGGUGGCCCUUCCCAUUGAUAAACGGCCCACUUUAGAACCUACGUAGAACGUAGAGCGAAUAUCUCGCUUGCUGUUAUCACUUACCGCCGCCGCCACCACCACCACCACCACCAGCACCAUGAACGCAUCCGACCCGUUUGUGAUAACCUCCCGCGAGAGGCUCAAGUACGAGGACCAGUUCAAGUCGCUUCAACCGGUCGAUGGUGUCGUGACGGGUGGGCAGGCUAAAGGAUUCUUCCUUCAGAGCCAACUGCCCCCGCAAAUACUCGGCCAGAUAUGGGCUCUUGCCGAUACGGAUGCCGACGGUCGAAUGACGCUCGGUGAAUUCAGCAUCGCCUGCAAGCUGAUCAAUCUAAAGUUGCGUGGAUUUGAAGUUCCCAAGGCACUUCCGCCAACACUUAUCGCUUCGCUUACUGCCGUCGGUGGAACACCCAUACUCACCCCCACUUCCGGUUUGAGCCCGCUCGAUCCGCUGAAAUCAUUGUCCGGUACGAUUGCGGCCGUACCACAAGUAGUUCCACAAGCACAGCCUCAGAUGAUGGCUCCACUUGCUGCCGGGAUCGUUCCGCACGCUGUAGUGCCUCCGCUGAUGAACAAUCAAAUGGUUGCCUCCCAGGUCCCGAUGAUGGCGCCACCUAAGCCGGCCCUUCCACCACAACCCCUGAUCGGUGCCACCGCCCAGGCUCCGCUCAUUGCGAUGGGUCAACCGCUGAUUCCAGGCGUUCCGACGCUUCCGGGUAUGGCGCCUGCUCCAGCUGUAAUGCAACAACCGUUGAUCGGUGGUCUGGUAGGGACCGCCCCAACUAUUCCACCAACAGCAGCCGUAAAGCCGUUGAUUGAUCCACUGGGAAGUGUGGGUGCAGUGCCACUGGUGGGUGGUGUAUCAUCACAGGUCGUUCCAGCACCGCCGACACCACCGCAUUCUGGUGGCGGAACUCCAGCGCGCUCGAUGUCAAUCUCGGAACGGGCUCCGUCUAUUGAAUCUCCAGGCCAAAUCGAGUGGGCAAUAAAGGGUCCAGCUAAGCUGAAAUACACCCAACUGUUCAAUACGACUGAUCGUAACCGAAGCGGAUUCCUGACCGGGCCGCAAGCACGCAACAUUAUGGUGCAAACCAAACUUCCACAGGCGAUGUUGGCCCAAAUUUGGGCUCUCGCUGAUAUGGACACCGAUGGACGGCUCGGUUGCGAAGAGUUUGUACUGGCGAUGUAUUUGUGUGACAUGGCCGCUGCUGGCGAGAAGGUUCCUACCACACUGCCACCCGAUCUUGUGCCACCUUCUUUCCGGAAGGCUUCGUCACGUCACGGUUCUGUGGUAGGUUCUCGCCAUGGUUCCGUUUCGUCGCAGGGAGCACCGGUACAUGCCCCCGUUGAGCUUGAUCCUCUGUCUGGCUUACCACAAACUUCGUUCGAAGAUAAACGUAAGGAAAACUUCGACAAAGGCCAAGCGGAACUCGAGCGGCGACGAAAAGCAUUGAUGGAUAUACAAAAGAAGGAACAGGAGGAACGUGAACGCAAAGAGCGUGAAGAACAGGAAAAAAUCCGUAAAGCUAAGCUCGAGGCUGAAAUGAAGAAGCAGCAAGAGCUGGAAAAAGAACUGCAGCGCCAACGCGAACUCGAACAGGAACGAGAGGAACAACGCAAGCGUGAACUCGAAAAGAAGGAACUUGCUCGAAAGGAGCUGGAGAAGCAACGUCAGCUCGAAUGGGAAACCCAAAAGAUAGCCGAAAUGCAACAGCACAGGCAGCGUGAACAGGAAAACGUGCUCAAACUAAAAGCGCAAAAUCAAUCGUUGAGCGUCGAGCUGAGCACGUUCAACGAACGCAUCAAGGAGCUGUCGCAAAAGAUCUGCGACACGCGCGUCGGUGUCACUAAUGUUAAAACCACAAUCGACGGCAUGCGUACCACCCGUGACACACAGAUGGCGGAAAUGACGCAGCUAAAGGCGAAGGUAAAAGAACAGAACCAGCGGCUGGUACAGUUGAGCCAGGAGAAGGCGAAGCUAGAUGCGAAGAGUAAAUCGGGUGAAACAGAAAGCCAGCUACAAUUCACCAACAAACAGAUCGUUAUACAGCAGCUGAAGGACAAGCUAGAAAACACCAAGCAACAGAUCGAGAACAAAUCGACAGAUAUUAAUCUGAACAGUGAUCAGCUAAUCGAGCUGAAAUCACAAUUGACCGAUUUGAUCGAUGCAUGCGAGAAACUUUACGGCGAAUAUGACAUGCAAAGAAUUCAGAUAUUGGAGAUGAAAAAUAAUCGCAAAAACGAGUCGUACACCAGCGCCUGGGAUACGUCCAACUCUUGGGCCACUUCGGAUACCGCAACGCAUGCGGCGGUCAGCAAUGAACCCGUACCAGCGGCCACAAGGUCUGGCGAUGAUGUCCAAACGCCACCGGGAUACAUGAAGUAUAGGGCAAUCUACGAGUUUAAUGCGCGGAAUAACGACGAGAUAUCAUUCCAACCUGGUGAUAUUGUGAUGGUACCGCUGGAACAGAAUGCAGAACCUGGAUGGUUGGCAGGUGAAAUCAAUGGUCACACUGGUUGGUUCCCGGAAUCAUUUGUAGAAAAGGUAGACAGCAACCUGAACGUAGUUGAAGCGGUUCCAGAAACGAUAGCCUAUAGUGAACCGGUAGCUGAAUACACGGCCGCACCAGUUGAAGAUUACCAACCACCAGCGAACGAUAAUACAGAGGCUACUUGUAACGGUGAUGUUGAAUAUUAUGUUGCGUGUUAUGCCUACCAAUCGGCAGAAGCAGGUGAUCUUGUGUUCGAUGCAGGUGAAACGAUCGCCGUUUCAAAGAAGGAAGGAGACUGGUGGACUGGCACAAUUGGCAAUCGGACCGGUAUUUUCCCAUCGAACUACGUGCAAAAACAGGAAGGCGAGGUGAUGAAUGGCAACCAAGCCACAUAUAAUGAGCAACCAGCACACCAGGAACAGGAACAGCACCAGUCACAAGCGCAAUCGUACGAACAGGAAACAAAACGCAAGCAAUCAACGACCGCUGCCGGUAGUAAUACUCAGGAUGCAGAGGAUGCACGAAAUCAGGCUGAGCUAGAUUCGGAAGUGUCGCAGAUUAAUACUCAACCGCCGUCCGGUGCGGCAGCAAACGAAGAAAACAUUCGGUACUCCUCCAUGUCCAUGACAUCGGCCACACCGAGCCUUCGGCGGAAGGGCGAAGUGGCACAGGUGAUUGCACCGUACGAAGCGACCAGCUCGGAACAGCUGUCACUUCAGCGCGGACAGCUAAUAAUGAUAAGAAAAAAGACCGAUUCCGGUUGGUGGGAGGGUGAGCUACAGGCAAAGGGUCGUCGCCGGCAGAUCGGCUGGUUCCCAGCGACGUAUGUGAAAAUACUGCAGGGUGGACGAAACAGUGGCCGCAAUACGCCAGUGUCGGCGAGUAAGGUUGAGCUGACAGAAACUAUUCUCGAUAAAGUCAUCGCACUGUAUCCGUACAAAGCACUGAACGACGACGAGCUGUCCUUCGAGAAGGACGAUAUCAUUAGCGUGCUCGGCCGAGAUGAGCCGGAGUGGUGGCGCGGCGAACUGAACGGCACCACCGGUUUGUUCCCGAGCAAUUACGUCGGCCCGUUCGUGUCGUCCGGUAAGAACGGCAAAUCUCCCGCUGCUAGUUAACACAACACCGCCACAUACAAACCACACGCUCAAUGUAGUUUGUACAUCGCGUAGUUUGUUUGGACAUGGCUUUAUUUUUGUGUUUUUUUGUUUGUAAAUGUUCAGUUACGGUGGCAUUAUGUGUGUAAAUUUUUCUUUUGUCUGUAUGUUUUUUCCGUUUUUUAUCGUGUAUUUUGCCAACAAUCAUUCCCAUCGCAUUAUGUGUACGCGUUAGUGCUACGAAACGCUCGAAUCGAGUGUAAUCUACAUUUGUCCCUGAGCGGAGGAUAGUUAGUUCGAUUGUAUGUAAUCCGGAAACUGUGCAUAAGAGAUCGAUUUACGUAUAUAAGCUAAAAUGUAUAUGGCUUACUUGUUACGUACCCUGUCAAGAAAAAAAAAUGUAUAAUUUAUAUUCUUUUCAAUUCACUAUCUGUUUGAUGAGAUCUGUUCUUUGUAAUAUCUGUAUGCUGUAUGUACGCGUGUAUGACCUACUCAAAUAUCAUACCAAAUGAUAUCUUUAGUUAGGAAAAUGCCAAUCGAAAUUCGGACGGUAAAUACCGUUUGAGGUAAUUUCUUUAGUAAUCAUAUGUAAUAGCAAAUGGUUCGUUAUUUAUAUAUAUAUGUGUAUAUCUUAUCGAUAA
This is a messenger RNA of Anopheles moucheti, 4897 nucleotides long. RefSeq names its product intersectin-1 (gene Dap160). The transcript has 13 exons. The coding region runs from base 765 to 4277 and encodes 1170 amino acids. The record is from RefSeq and is a predicted model, not a curated record. NCBI's taxonomy places the organism in Eukaryota, Metazoa, Arthropoda, Insecta, Diptera, Culicidae. Gene Ontology annotation, biological process: clathrin-dependent synaptic vesicle endocytosis; endosomal transport. Gene Ontology annotation, molecular function: protein binding; molecular adaptor activity; calcium ion binding. Gene Ontology annotation, cellular component: clathrin-coated pit; cytoplasm; plasma membrane.